This is a messenger RNA of Hermetia illucens (black soldier fly), 7718 nucleotides long. Its product is annotated as octopamine receptor beta-3R-like. Gene Ontology annotation, molecular function: octopamine receptor activity. Gene Ontology annotation, cellular component: membrane. The coding region runs from base 495 to 3803 and encodes 1102 amino acids. Lineage: Eukaryota; Metazoa; Arthropoda; Insecta; Diptera; Stratiomyidae. The transcript is spliced from 9 exons. Gene Ontology annotation, biological process: adenylate cyclase-activating adrenergic receptor signaling pathway. The record is from RefSeq and is a predicted model, not a curated record.
UCGGUUCGAGUCCUCCGCGUCGUCCUGUAGCCUGUGUGUUUGGAAAAAGUAGUUGUGUGGCCUAUGCUCUAAGGUGAAAAAUAUGCAAGGGUUCAGUGAAAAGUGAUUGGGAGGUAGUGGCGACGAAGACAGACUGGAGGGUGUUCGCAGAAAAUCGUGAAGAUAGUGUCGGGCGCUGUGAAACCUUCUCACAAGGAUUAGAGGCGACAUCAUAAUUGUAAACGUAAGGAGCACCCCAUCCUGCUCGUCUCCAGCUAUCGGAAAUUGAUGCGGUUGCAGAUAUCCCACAACGAUGUCUAACUGCACAAGCCUCCACCAACCAUUUCCAUUCAAAUCAUGCUAAAAUGUAGAAGAAGGAUAUGAAAACCGACAAGGAUCAUUGUCCGAAUUGGCGAAAUGAUGCGACGACAUAAAGUAAGACGACGCGAACUGUAUCGCGGCAAGAGGUUGUCCACUGUGGCGAGGACUCUUCACGAAUCAACAUCACUGACACAAUGACAGGUGAUAUGGCUGUGCUUCUAAACGACGAGGACUCGCUGGUGGCUGAUUUUCUGAACUCGACUGGCUUCAAUGUUUCUAUGACAACGUCCAUCGCUGAACGCAUCGAGGAUGCUCGGCCUAAUUGGUUGGAAUUUAGUGUUCUCUUCAUUAAGGGUGUGAUCUUCAGUACAAUCAUUAUCUCCGCAGUUUUAGGCAAUGCUUUGGUUAUCAUAUCUGUUCAACGAAAUCGAAAACUAAGGGUAAUUACAAACUAUUUCGUUGUGUCGCUGGCAAUGGCAGAUAUGUUGGUGGCACUUUGUGCCAUGACAUUCAACGCGUCUGUUGAACUGUCCGGCGGAAAGUGGCUAUUUGGACCGUUCAUGUGCAACGUGUGGAAUAGUUUGGAUGUUUAUUUCUCGACAGCAAGUAUCCUGCAUUUGUGCUGUAUCUCAGUGGACAGGUAUUACGCCAUUGUGAGACCUCUGGAGUACCCUCUCAACAUGACACAUAAGACUGUUUGUUUUAUGCUAGCGAAUGUGUGGAUACUUCCAGCCUUGAUAUCAUUCACGCCUAUAUUUUUAGGCUGGUAUACGACUGAUGAUCAUCUCCUUGAGAUGUCAGCCCAUCCCGACGUUUGUAAUUUCGUAGUUAACAAAACGUACGCGAUAAUAUCGAGUUCAGUUAGUUUUUGGAUUCCUGGGGUUGUGAUGAUAACUAUGUAUUUAAGAAUUUACAAAGAGGCGGUCCGUCAGAGAAAGGCACUAAGUAGAACUAGUUCAAAUAUUUUGUUGAAUAGUGUACAUAUGGCACAUACGCAACACAACAUGCACCACACGCAUCAUAUGAACUAUGCACAUCCCAGCGAUUGUGAUCUUAACUUAACAUUGACGCAAUUGACACGCGAGGACAGUCAUAGUGCAAUCAGUAAUUUAGAGGAGCUACCGCCAUCUGGGAAAGAUGACCUAGAUGAACUGCGGGUUCCAUCACCCCCGCAACGUCGUCUCAGCCGCAGCAGUAUUGACUUGCGCGACUUAGAACUAGAACGACAUGAGAAAGUCACGCAUACUGACAGCGCGCCUUCCAUGAUUGCCCUACAGUUUGACAAAUAUCUGAAGCCCCCGCCCUUGGGUGAAACUCAUAGUGCACGAUUCAUUCUAAAGCCUUUGCCAAAUUUUGACCAAUCUAAGAGUGAAAAUGUGGAGGCUGUGAGUUCCGAUUCGGUGCAUGGUAGCAAUGAAAAUCGUCUCGAGGAUAAUCCUCAGCGUGAGCAAAUUGUUCCCAUUGAGGAAGACAAUCAAGAGUUGAAACGAUUCAUCGAACAGAAUUAUUUAUACUUUAAAAAGCAAAUCAGCGCGCACCAUAUUGAUAAGGUCAAAGUCGCCGCACUAAGUGAAUCUGACUUUAUAGCGAUGAAGGAUAGUGACUUUGUUUUGCAGGACGAAAAGUUUGUCAUCGCUAAAAGUAAAAAGAUAUUCGCGCUGAGCGAUUCGGAAUUCCUGCUCUCCAUCAGCGGGAUUGCAAAGAAGUCCUCCAUGAAAGCCGACGGCAGCUCAUCGAAGGGGGUUCUGCGGACACUACUUUCGAAGGCUAAGAAGAAUGGGGACUAUUUGGGGCUAGAGAAGUUGGAAACAGGGGAAAAAGAGAGAGAUGAUGAAGACCACGGAAAAUCUGGAAUUUUCAGAAGGCAUAAAAAUAGAAAACUGUCACGUUCCUACAAUGGGGUGGGGAUCUCGAGUAGAAGGCGGCAACGGAUGGAUAGUGAUACAGCCGACGAUUAUGAAGGGGUAAUCUACCUCCCACGAAUGCUUAGCGAGGGACAUGAAAGUGAUGCCCAUACUUCAGCUCUGCAAAAGCAAAAAACCCCCGACAUUCUUCUGGAUCUCCACGAUCUAAAUGAAAGCAAUAUUAAAACAACACCAAAAUCUCAAUCGAAGCAAAAAGAACUCACCGAGUCGGGAUCACGGGAUCCCGUCGAAGAGCUCAUCAUUUUCGAUUCCGAUUCUGUUGUCGUUCAGCAUGGAACCGAUAACGAUAUACUUAACGUUAACAAUAGCCGUACUCAAUGUGAUACUUUAGAACGCUCUUUAGACGAUAUUUUAACGGCCCCCGGUGAUCUCAAUGAACUAGUUAAGCAAUCUAGCAUAGCCGAUAACGAUAAUCAAGUAACGUGUAAUAAUAACCUUAAUAAUAGCAAUAGUGAUCAAGUGUUCGUUAGUAACAAUAAGUUUAUAAUAUCUCCACCGACGACUCCUAGCUCGGGAAAGUUCACGAGCCAGUCGAUGACGCUGCAGCAGCUUCAGCAGCAGGGCGUCUACUAUCUGACGCCCACCAUGAACCCCCAGGUGAUGAGUGAUGCUUCAACAAUCUCAUUAGACGUAGUUACCGGCUCCUCCCCAGUACCGUAUAAUGUUGGCAACAUAUCGCCUAAGCCAGAAAUCAUUUUGGAUUCAACGCUGUCGCCAACUUCUUUGAGGAACUCCUUCGCUGCUUUGGGUCUGGGCGAAGAGUCCGAGGAUGGGAAAGAAUUGUCGCCGAUUAAUUCAAGACUGGAGAGAAAUGGGAAAUUCGACGAUGGAGCACCAAAGGUGCGAAAGAGGCAGGCAUCUGUUGUGACGUACGAUGUCAACGUCAUAAACUUCUCGCAGGACAAUGGUGAAGGGCGGAGUUACAUCGCAAUGGGUCGACAGUCAACAAGUUCAGCAAGUCCUAGACUGCGAGCGUCACUACAUCGUCGCGGAGGCUUUUGUAUUGUAGUUGAUGAAGAGCAGAUCAUGAAUUCCUCCGCGUCGAAAAGAAGAACUUUCAAAAGGAAAAAGAGCGGAUCCAAACGUGUUUCCUAUGAUCUCGGCAGUUCUUUGAGUAAAGACGCUGAUAAUGGGAACAAUGAUGAUACUGAUGGCGACCGCAGUCCAACAGCACGAAGGAGUUUCUGGCAGCGAAAACGGAAACGUCCUGAAUCAAAUCGUCAACUGGCUUGUGAUAGUUGCGGAGAAAUGGGCCAAGGUGGUUCGAUGCGCCCUACCAAGGGGUGGCGAGCGGAGCAUAAAGCUGCAAGGACUUUAGGCAUUAUUAUGGGAGUAUUCUUACUAUGCUGGCUGCCAUUCUUUCUAUGGUACGUGAUAACGUCGCUGUGCGGAGAAGCCUGCCCCUGCCCGGAUGUUGUGGUUGCUGUGCUCUUUUGGAUAGGAUAUUUCAAUUCAACGUUAAAUCCCCUGAUUUAUGCCUACUUCAAUCGCGACUUUCGAGAAGCCUUCAAGAAUACACUCGAGUGUGUGGUUCCAUGCUGGCGAAAGAAGAACCCAUAUAGCGCCUAUUACGUAUAGCGGCCUCCGUGCUCGUAACGGGAGCAACCGCGUUCACCUCAUCCUGCUAAAGAAGAGGAUUGCUCCCAUCAAGCGAGAUUAAAUUCGUAUAACGUUUUAUACUGCGAAAAGAGAGUUUAAGGAGAUGAGAUAGGGAGCAACGAGCCACAAAGACUUAAUCAAUAUCAGCUUGUAACUAUCAAUCAGGAUCAUCGAAGCAUGUAUGCAUGCAGCGUACGCUCCGCGACGGAUGUGAAGAUGGAUGCUGCUACUUUAAAACUGUCGGAGUCAAGUGUAACUCUUUAAGGAGCACCGAGUGCCAUGCAAUAGCUCCUCAUUUAUCCUACCAGAUGUUUUAAAUCUGAAGCUUUAAUUGUUCACAAAUUGUAUAUACAUAUACAUUGAUAGUAUAGCAUUACUUCCCCAGAAGCCCGGAAUCACAUCAGAUUCCGAGCGUGUUAGAAAGAAGGAUUUGUGUAUGAACAGAUGAAAUAUAAUCACGUAGCAGUUCGGAUAUGGAAUUAAAUGAUGGCGAAAAUGUACCAUUUUGUAAAUACCUGUGAAAAUUCAAGCACAUUUACGAAAUAAGCCUCUAAUUUAAGGCGGUUAGAAUAGGUGUAGAUUAAGGGAUUGAAGCUGCGAGUGGUAUUCGGAAGUCUUCCGUGCAUGAUUUAAUAUGUAAGUACAUUGGAGUUUCAGAAAUUUGGUUUCCAUUGAAAUAAUAGACGCAAGCUGUGAGCGGGAAAUGGAGGCCAUGUGAAAUCUGAAUCUGUCAUAAAAUAACUAAAAUAUGCCAAUUUGCAGAUUAAGUUGAAGAGCGCUGUUUUGAGUUUAAUUUAAUUUAAUUUUGUCAGUAUUAGCAGAAUUUCUAGGGAACCCUUACAAUUUUUUUAUUUCUCUAAGAAUUUUGAAAAAUGUCUCUUGAAGAGCUGAAAAUCGAAUACUCUCACUAGACAAACCUCUUGAUGCGAAGUUUUAAUCUUUUGCGAAUUCUUGCUCGUCUUUCUCCAACGGUUGAAAAAAUGUGUAGGAGCUAAAUACCAAACGCUCUCAACGAAUGCAUUUGUGUAGCUAAUUUAGAAGAAUCUUCUCUGUGGGUCAGUAAUUCAGUAAAGGAUGUUUCACGUGAGUAGUACGUAUUGAUUUUUAGAAAGUUGUUGUACCACGUUAACGAGGCGAUUUAUGUAUUCUGCUGGCACGUUUUCCUUAACAGUGAUAAGAAGGUCAAGUGAUACCUAUAUCACGCAGAUAUCUCGUUUGGUUCUAUUUUGAAACACUUUGGAGAAGAGACUUUCUUUCAUGGUAGAAUCCAUACUACGAACAGAGGAAGAGCAAAAGCAGGUGAAACAAAAAUAAAUAAUUUCGUAGCCACUUUGACAUUGCUAUACUUGACACAAUCGGAUUGGCGAUGACGUGAGUGAUUGUAUCCUUGUAUUGUAAUUCCGAUGAACACUUGGCAAAGCAUUUAGAAGAAAGCCACUACACUUCGGAUUCUAGAAAGAUUCUAUUUCAAGUUAUCAAAAUGGAAAAAAUAUAUUUCAAUUUGGUUUCUCAGAAAUACUGCCUACUACAAUCAUCUCAUUAAAAAGGUUUAUUAGUAGGAACACGGAUUUGGAAUCUCUUUAUCACGAAAUUAGCAUUUGGAAGCAUUCUGUUAAGCUAAUACUCAAAUCAUUGUUUUUUCUUUAAAUGACUGAAUUAAAAACAGGCCAUUGAAGGAGUAUGCAACCAGGGCCGUAGAGAGGAAAUUAGGGCCCGAAGUGAAAAUUACGCUAAAAAGUGCGCUCGGGGUGAAAGUUAUACGGAUCUGGAUUAAAAUUAUGCUGGGCCUCAAAUUACCCUUUUUUCAAUCAAAUUAAUAUUCCCGACUCCCGAUAAAAGUUCGGGCCCGGGGAAAUCCCCACCCACCUUUCGACAGGCUUGGCUGCAACAUAAAAUGAAGCGCCAUCAUAUCCAAGCGAUUUGCGAACUUUUUUCCCGAUUCCGAUUGAUGUUGGAACAACUCGGACCUUGGCUUCACCUCUUCCAUCCGUUUCAAACUUAUGACUUCGUGCUUCAUUUCGAAGAGUCAAAUUUUCAGCAUGAAUUAUGCCCUCAAACCCCUUUCGUUGCAUUCAGAUGACUUAUUUGAUGCUUGUUUGGGUGAAAAUAACCAUCAGUUCCCAUGAAAGAAGAACAUCGGGUCCGCAAUAUGUAUAUUGUAUAAGGUAUUACAGGAAACAACGACUGAAGAGGUGGAAAAGUCCACCAGGCAGCAACAAAACUGGAAAAGAGUAUUAACAUCAUGGAAAAUGCCGCGUUCUUGAAAAUUGAAAAUUCAGAGGCAGUUAGGGCGGCUUACAUAGGAAAAUUUCUUAAAGGAGAGGCAUCGGGCAAAUUUGCGUUGUACCCUCCAUGCUUGCUUCGUUGAAGUUGAGAAAGUUGAAGAGCUUCUUGCUCUUCCAAAACCAAAGAGGGUUUUGUAAAAAUCAAAAUAAUUCGAGUCGGAUAGGCAAUAUGACUCUGGAUUAGGCACCAGACUUCUAGAAAAGUGCAACCGUUGCAAUUCUGAAGUGGCGUGGAAGACACAUGAGAGACUCUCCCCGAAAUGACCACCCCCGAUAUUACUAAAGCUGACAUUGAAAUAGCUCUUGAAAAGGCAGGUAAGUGAAUAGCUUACACUCGACACAAUAGCUGUAAAGUAUGCUGUCCACUAAAAAUUAAAUAUCUCGGUAGCCCGCAUCAACUGUAAAUCGGCCAUUGACAGCCUAUUACAUUCGCGGCUUCUACAAUUGUUACGCGUCUACAAAAUUAACCCAAAUUUGGUACUUCUCAUUAAAACUAGGGGCUUCGUCCCCUUAUUCGGUUUCUUGGCAUAUAUUGAAUGAAAUAUCAAUUAGGAUUGUAGUCUACCAAGACAACCCUCUAAGCAUACUGAGGUUUUGUUUAGCCUUGAAUCCGUUGCUCCAUUUUUUACAAGGAUGCAAAUACGGAUUCCAAACUAAACGUGGCCCCUUGGCUCUUUGCUAAACAUUACCAUCCACUUCAGUAGAAAUAUCGACAUGCAGUUCGGUUUAGAGAAAUGUCGUACGAAAAUAAUUUUUCUGGGAAAAGACAACGACCAUGAAGGAUACAGCCACAAUGACAUCGUAAAUGAUGCUUUUCCCAAGCAGGGGAUGGGAUCCCAUAUCGAACAGAAGAUCGACAUGUAGAAAGAAAAAUCUAUUCACGGAAGAUAUAUGCUGCAGGCCUUGACAACGAAAUCUCCAACAAAUAGUUGACUAGUCUCCGUCGACUCCGAUGGCGCACGACGUCUAGGCCUGCCUUAGUAAGGAACUCUUACCAAUUCGUUAUUCCUAAAUGCUGUCUGGCGUCUGACGUUGCCACCAUGUAUUUCACCUGGCUUUCAUUACUGUGCAGCCUAAGAUCACCGAUUGCCGCCUCCUCGAUUUACAUGAAAGUAGACUGUACCUCUCUACUUGUUCUUCCCAUAAUAUCAAUAUCGUCACCAUGGGCGUAUAGUUGGAUGGACUUGAAGACGAUGAUGUUUCUCGCCUUUACCUCAGCACUUAUCCCAGGACCAGCUUAGAGAGGAUGCACAAUUUCUUCUUGAUGGUGAAUGGUCUCGUGAGUGAUUCUGCUGCUUUUGUCUGGACCCGCACAUUAUUCGGGAUACCGAAUUCUUUCAUGGCCGUGCACAGUUUUAUUUUGACUGUCCUAUCAUAAACGGCUUUGAAGUCGAUACAAAGCUGAUGCAACUGAUAUCCAUAUCCCAGUAGUUUUUCCAUCACUUGCCGCAGAAAGAAAAUCUGAUCUUUUGCUGAUUAGCCUGUUCGGUAUGGUCAAUGGUGUUUUGAGCUUAUGGCCGCCAGGCAUUAAUUCGCUGUCCUACACCUUGCGCAUAAGUUGAUGAACCUCUUGGUGUAGUUGCCUCCAUAUUUGACCAGGUCAGCUGUA